AGGCUUGGGCCACACGAGGCCUCUCCAUUUCCCUCGCGCACCGUGACCUCCUUGCCUGCACGUUCUUUAUCCCCUCUGCUACGACACUGCUCUCAUCCCACCAGGGCCGGAAGCCCGAGGCUUCCCUAGGUCGCGGGACCCGCCCGGCCGACCCGCCAGGACCCCGGCUCCGGCUUGGGCUCUCGGCUUGGGCCCGGGAGCCGCCAUCUCGCGUGCUGGCAGAAGCGGCGGGAGCGCCCGCAGCCGUGGCGGGGCGGGAGCUGCUGCCCGUACUCAAGAUGGCGGCCCCGGCGGGCGGGGGCCGCGGCUCGGAGGCCGCGCAGAGGAGCGGCGGCAUGGCGACGGCGGCCGAGGAAACGAGCUGGGGGGACGGGGACGAGGAGGAGGCAGAGCAGUUGGUUCUGGUGGAAUUGUCAGGAAUUAUUGAUUCAGACUUUCUUUCAAAAUGUGAAAAUAGAUGCAAGAUUUUGGGUAUUGAUACGGAGAGGCCCAUUCUUCAAGUGGACAGCUAUGUCUUUGCUGGAGAGUAUGAAGACACUCUUGGGACCUGUGUUAUAUUUGAAGAAAAUGUUGAACAUGUGGAUGCAGAAGGCAAUAAUAAAACACUGCUAAAAUAUAAAUGCCACACAAUGAAGAAGCUCAGCAUGACAAGAACUCUUCUGACAGAAAAGAAGGAAGGAGAAGAAAACAUAGGUGGUGUGGAAUGGCUGCAAAUCAAGGAAAAUGAUUUCUCCUGUAGACCCAACAUGAUUUGUAGUUUUCUGCAUGAAAAUGAAGAGGAUGAAGUUGUAGCUGCAGACCCAGAUAAAUCUUUGGAGUUGGAAGAGCAAGAGAUUCAAAUGAAGGAUAAUUCAAACCUGAGUUAUGAACAGGAGAAACCACCAAACUUGGAAAUAGAGGAUGCUGGUCCUCUUAUUGAUAUCCCUUCUUCUGAGACAGAAGGCACUGUUUUUAUGGAAACUCAAGAAACUGCCUUAGAAAUCACUCCUAGAUGAAAUGUUUCUCAUAAUAACUAGUCAUGAAUUUUUUAGUUUUUAUAUAAAAUAACUGGCUUUGUAGCUUUUAGUUGUUUGCAAUUUUAUUAUUUUUGUUGGCUAUACACACAUUUCCAAUGAUAAUAUAGUUUAAUAUACAAAGAAUCAUUAAGGACCAGAUAUGAAUUUUUAAAAACAUGGUUUCAGUGACUAUAGGGACCCUUCUGUGAUGAGUCUUUUAAAAUGGAGGUUUUACUAAGGUAAGUGUAAGUUUCUUUUGCAGCCAUCACAAGUUACUACAAACUUAGUGGCUUAAGUGUAUUAAACUACAUAAAUGUAUUGUCUUAUAGUUCUGUGGGUCAGCUGUCUGAUAUGGGUCUCACCUGGGCUAACAUCAAGGUAUUUGCAGAACUUCAUUCUCUUCUGGAGGUGGCAUGGGGGACUCCAUUUCCUUGCUCAUUUGGUUGUUGGGAAAAUUCUGUUCUUUGCAGUGGAAGGAUCAUGGUCCCAUUUCCUUGCUGUUGGUUGAAAACCAUUGCCAGCUUCUAGAGGGUGCCUGCAUUCCUGGACUCAUGGUCCUACUCUCUUCAAAGCCCGCAAUGGUCAAGUGCCUCUCAGUCUUUGAAUCACUCCUGCUUCUUCCAUUAUCUUAUCGAUGAUGGACCCUUCUGCCUUCUUUUAAAGUCCAUUUGAUUACAUCGGGCACAUCUGGGUAACUUCCCUAUUUUAAGGUCUAUAACCUUAAUUCCAUCUGCAAAGUCCCUCUUGCCAUGUAAUUUAAACAGGCAUAAAACUGAAGAUUAUGGCAUGAAAAUAUCUGGGGGGCCAUUUUCCAGUCUGUCAAAGUCAGUAUUACUUAUGAGAACAGAAAAAGGAUUCAGAAGUGCUUAAGGAUGAAGGUACAGUUGCUGAUUUUCUAGCUGUAAUUUCACUCCUUUCCCACUGAAGAAAAAUGAUUGGAAUUCAGCUGUAAGUCAUUCUCCAGUAUUAUGGUGAUAACCUAGAUCUGCUCUAACUUCUGUUUUUUAAGUAAAUUAAUCACAAAUUUUGAUACAGGUUGAACUAUAUGAAGUUACCAAUAUUUGUUUCUGACUACAAAACCCAGCAAUUUUAUACGGCUUAACCUGGUAAUAAUAAGUUAAAACACACCUCAUGUUAAUUAUAUGUUACAACUGUUGGAGGUAUAACUUUGUUGUGACAGAUUAGAGAACUAAUGUUCUAGGGUGGGAAAUUUUUUCCUUCGGUAGGUUUUGUAAGUUUUUACUAUUUAAUUGGAAAACAACUUACCCUAAUUAAAAGCAUUUCCAAAUCAUAAACACAUAUAUCCUCCCAAUUUUUAUGACGACUCUCAGCUUUUAUUUAAUCAAAAGCUUUUUUUAACCAAAUGUAUGUGGAGAGACUGCUAAUUACUCGACCCAAUAUCUGGUCUUCCUUUUUUUCUUUGUAACAGAAUCCCAGAAUUUAUUCAUGUUAGCAGUGUGCCCAGCUUUCCUUGUGUAUUUGAAAGUGGCCAUGUUAUCUAGGUAUUAUGUCUUCCCAGCUUGAUCUAUAGAUUCAAUGCAGUCUGAAACAAGUUUUCACAGCAAGUUUUUUUUUUUCUUUUCUUUUUUUCUUUUUUUAGCAAGUUUUUUAAGGAUAUUGUCAAAUAUCAAAAAAAAAAAAAAAAGGCUCUACAGUUUAUAUGGAGAGGCAAAGACCCAGAAAAGCCAAUACAAUAUUGAAGAACAUAGUAGGAAGACUUCAAGACUUACUAUAAAACUACAGUAAUAGAGUAGGAAUUGCUGAAAGAAUAGACAAAUAGGUUAAUAGAACAGAAUAGGGAGCCCAGAAAUAGACAUAAAUAUAGUCAACUGAUCUUAGAUCAAGGAACAAAGGCAAUACAAUGGAGCAAAGAUAGUCUUCAAUAAAUGGUGCUGGGACAAUUGGAUAUCCCUAUGCAAAAGAAUGAAGUGGGACCCCCCCCCAAUCUCAUACUAUAUACAAGAUUUAUUCAAAAUGGACCAAAGGCCUAAAUGAAUAUGAGCUAAAAUUAUAAAACUCUUUGAAGAAAAUAUAGGUAUAAAUAUUAUGUUGGAUUAGGAAAUGGCCUCUUAGAUAUAGCAUGAAAAGUGCAAGCAACAAAAGAAAAAAAUGGAUACACUGAACUUCAUCAAAAUUGAAGUUUCCUACUUCAUAGGACACUAUCUAGAAAUUGAAAAGACACCUAUUCAGUUGGAGAAAAUAUCAGCAAAUUAUAUAUCAGAUACGGGACUUGUAUCUAGAAUAUAUGAGAAACUAUUACAACUCAACAAUAAAAAGACAACCCAAUUUAAAAAUGAGCAAAAAUUUGAAUAGACAUUUUCCUGAAGAAGGUAUACAAAUGGCCAAUCAGCCCAUGAAAAGAUGCUCAAAAUCCUUUGUCAUCAGGGAAAUGCAAAUGAAAACCACAAUGAGAUACCACUUUACACCUGCUAGGAUGGCUUAAUGAAAAAAAAUGGACAAUAGCAAAUUUUGGAGAGGAAUGGAGAAAUUGGAACUCACAUAAUUAACCUGCAGUUAAUAGAAUAAUGCUCUCCCCAAAAGAUGCCCAUGCCCUAAACUCAGGGAUCUGUAAAUAUAUUACCUUACUUGGCCAAAGGGAAUUAGCUAUAUGAUUAAGUUAAGGAUCUUGCGAUGUGGGGGGUAUUAUUGUGGAUUAUCCAGAUGGGUCAUGUGUAAUCGCAAGGGUUUUAUAAGGGAGUCAGAAGUGUCAGAGUCACAAAAAGUUGUGGCAGUAGAAACAGAAGUUUGAGUGAUGCCUUUUGAAGAUGGAGGAAUACCAAGGAAUGCAAACAGCUUGUAUAAGCUGGAAAGGCAAAGAAACAGAUUCUCCCUGGAGUUUCUAGGAGGAAUGUAAACCCACUGACAACUUAAUUUUAGACCUGUAAAACUAAUUUUAGGCUUCUGGCUUCUAGAACUCCAACAUAA
Messenger RNA from Hippopotamus amphibius kiboko, 3920 nucleotides. RefSeq names its product general transcription factor IIIC subunit 6 (gene GTF3C6). Gene Ontology annotation, cellular component: transcription factor TFIIIC complex. The record is from RefSeq and is a predicted model, not a curated record. Lineage: Eukaryota; Metazoa; Chordata; Mammalia; Artiodactyla; Hippopotamidae. Gene Ontology annotation, biological process: transcription by RNA polymerase III. Bases 279 to 995 code for a protein of 238 amino acids. The transcript has 6 exons.